AACGCAAUGUAAGGGUAUAUGCAUAGGUCAUUGUUUUAGUUUCCUGAAGAGGAAGUAACGAAUAUAUUCUUGUGUUGGGGGCUCGCUCUUCAAAAGAACCUUAUGUAUAUUGACCUAAUUAAAAACAGAUGCCGCUAAAGAGGAAGUUGAAAAAUGGAGCUUGAAUUAGGUCUGAAGAUCACUAGGGCAACAGACAACGAUGUCUCUUCCUCUACAGAUUUCAUGGUUUCCGGAGAUGUGUUUGGUCAGCUCUGGCAUUCUAGAGAAACCGAUUCUGUCUUCAUCCUCACUCUUCGCCUAAAAGGAUUCAAGAAGAGUGGUAUUGAGACUGAGAUCAACAAAGAAGGGGAUCGGAUUACUAUAAGAGGAAGGAAACAAGUUGAAGAAAUGGUUUUGGUCAAGUGGGUGAAAUGGACAAAGGAAAGUGAGAUUAAGGAGUUCAAGAAAGUGUUCCGGAUUCCAGGUAUCGUCAAUCUUGACAAGAUCAAAGCUAGGUUUGAUGAAGAAGACGGGACCUUAACAGCUACAUUUCCAAAGAAAGUUAAGGGGAUAACCGGUUUGAAGAUUGAGGAAGUGGAAGAAGCAGAACCAAAAGCAGAGAAAACAGAGGAAAAAACAGAGUCAGAAGCAGAGAGAACAGAGGAAAAAACAGAGCUAGAAGAAGAAAUCAAAGAGGAGGACGAAAAUGAGCCAACAAUGGAAGAGGAAGAGGAAGAAGAAGAAGGGAUCGUGGAGGAAGAGGAAAUAAGAGAUCAGGAGGAAGAUAGAGAAGAAAGUAAACCUAAAAGGAAGAAAAGAAAAGAGUUUUGUUUUCCAUGUGUUGCAGGAUCUACUCUGCUUAUGUCGAUCAUUGUUUUCAUUAUUCAAUUGAUUCAGUCCAAAAUAAAAUGAGAUUACUCC
This is a messenger RNA of Raphanus sativus (radish), 900 nucleotides long. RefSeq lists its product as uncharacterized. NCBI's taxonomy places the organism in Eukaryota, Viridiplantae, Streptophyta, Magnoliopsida, Brassicales, Brassicaceae. The coding region runs from base 154 to 891 and encodes 245 amino acids. The transcript has 2 exons. The record is from RefSeq and is a predicted model, not a curated record.